GAUGAUAUAAAUGUGCGGCAUAUGUUGAAAAGUCUCAUUAGUCAGUUCGACGCUCUUCCGCCAAACAUAACAAAUAUUCAAAAUGCAGCAGUCGCUCUGCCUAAAAAAUCUGAUGCUCCUCUUGGUGCUCAGCUCCCUGCUGGUGGCGGCUAGUGGCGCGGUUUGCGGUGGAUGCAUGGAGAACAAAGUGGCCUGCAUGAACUCCACCCACUACAAGGUCUGCAUCAACAACUCGCCCAUUGAGAACGGAGGCUUACUCAGCUGUGGCAAUGGCAAGAUCUGCACCAGUUUACUGGAUCCAUGCUGGCUAUCGAUAGAGGGAGAUGGUGUUGAGCCCGUUUGCGACCCAAACGCUGUUAACUGCAGAACCUGUGAUGGCAGUCAAAUGUUUGUCUGCACCAGUCGCACCACCUUCCAACUGUGCAAUGGCAGUGAUUUAAGUCCCAUUAUCAACACCUGCCCGGAUAACACCUUCUGCUCCAUCGAUUCCGGCGAAUACUGUGUGAAAAGCUGUAGCCUGCCCAACGGAAAGUACGAGUGCGAUAAGCUCGCACCUUAAAGUAGUCGAAAAAUAAAUCUUAUCAACUGUUUAAAGUUUUUAAAUUUAAA
Messenger RNA from Drosophila virilis, 609 nucleotides. RefSeq lists its product as uncharacterized. NCBI's taxonomy places the organism in Eukaryota, Metazoa, Arthropoda, Insecta, Diptera, Drosophilidae. The record is from RefSeq and is a predicted model, not a curated record.